AUGCACAGUGCUGAAGCGCUUUUCGAAGCUGACGGGAUCAGUCGAGGUCUGGUGACUUCGUUUGAACUCAUCCGCACUGGUGGUACUACAAUCGUUCGACAGAGGCUGAAGCAUCAUAUUGACGAGCGUGAUGGAGCGCUCAAAACGAAAACAGCCCAAGUCCAGAAACGAUUACAAUGCAUCAUUCUCAUCGCAAACUUCCGAGUUGACAGCGACAUGCGCAAGAUAGUGAUGAAUCCGAGGGCCAAAAACAACACUGAGCCUCUCGCGCCGUCAAGCCGCCAUGAACUUUUCUACGGCGCCAUUGAUCUACUACAAAAAGACACUGAAUCCGUACUUUACGGCUUCGAAGACAUCUUCCCGUUCCAAUCCUCCGAGUCCAACAGGCUGAUAACAUUUUUCACCGAUCCAAAUCUGCAGAAUCCUUUAUGCGCACCUUGGUUCGAUGUGGAGAUCAUAUCUGAUCGAGCGCCGAUUGACCCUGUUAUAGGCCCUGCGGAAGGAUACCACAUGUGCGUCAAUCAGCAAAACGGCAUAAGCUGGCAUCAAGCUCGGACUGGGAAUACACGCUUGCUUGUUCGAUUUUCUGUGCCCAGGGAGGGAUGCCAGAAGGUUGCCACGAAGCUUUUCUACUGUAUCAUUAGGGAGUCGCCUGAUGGGAUAGAUGAGGAUCUAUUGUGGACGCCAUAG
Molecule: messenger RNA, 690 nt
Organism: Paraphaeosphaeria sporulosa
Lineage: Eukaryota; Fungi; Ascomycota; Dothideomycetes; Pleosporales; Didymosphaeriaceae
Exons: 2
Coding region: 1-690 (229 amino acids)
Source: RefSeq, a predicted model, not a curated record